ACACACACACACACACACACACACACACAUAGACACACACAGACAGACAUAGCCAUGAUCCCGAUGGGUCGUACUUUGUGUCUUCCUUCUCCAGCCACCGUCCAGGAGCUGUUUUCCGUGGCUCGAGACGCCAGCAUCAUCCCUGACGUCUCCUUGGAUCCCGUCCUCACCACCUUCCUCUCGCUUGACUCUUCGGCCGCUCUGCAGCACCAAUAUGCCUCCUUACAGCGGGGCAUGAGCGGGGAGCAGCAGGCUGCGUUCAGCCUCAACUUGACCGGAGAGCUGGGGGGCAGCAGCAGGGUCCCCUGUGGAGGAGUCGGGGUUGUUGCUCUGGCUCUGUCUGUGCUUUUUGAGCAGGUUGCUCAUCAAGUACGAGCCCAGAGCUCCACAGAGGGGGACCCAUCAGCCCAGAGAUCCCGGGCUAAGAGGAUUUUUGGUAUCAGCAGUUUGUCACGAAUCGGCUGGAUCAUCCACAGCUACCUGCGCCAGAUCCCCGGCGUUGCCAACAACCAGGAGAACAUGGCCGAGGCCACGGAGCUGCACGACAACUGGCUGAAGCUCGAGCUGCUGGACCAUUACGAGAGGAUGACCACGAAGAAGAGGAUGAGUUCAGAGUCCAUGCAGCAGUGGUUGGCAGGAGCUGCGUUCCACCUGCACAUGAGGAUUCACCAGGUUCGUCUGAAUUCUGUGCCUCUUGGAUCAGCCGAGUCGCUGCGUCUGUCUUACAGGACGGCGUUCGCUCGCCUGGUCCAGGGCUACACGGCCUAUCUGCACAGAAACAUCCAGGAGACUCCAGGAGCCCAAAAACCCAGAAGCAGGACAGCCGCUGGACUGGGACAAACAAACACAUUUAGCAGAACCAAUAUGACCUGUUUGACUAAUCACAUUUUGAAUGAUAGCUUGGUUAAUAUCUCUACCGAGACUGCCACACCCAAUUCUGCUGAUACCAACAGAAGUUGUAAAACAGACACAUCCCGUGAAAACUUUGGACGCAAUGUGUCAGACAAUGAGUCUGGAUACAGCAGCGAUGGGGGCGUUCAGGGUCUGUUGGUGAUUGAGCCGUGCAGGAAUGUGAGUCAUCAUGUGCAGCAUCACCCCUGUGAGUCUCCGGCCAUACAACAAGCUUUGGUGACGCGUAUCAUCAACGCUCAGGACCUGGAGCGCAACAGAAACUUCUUCCAGUUCCCUGAGAAGGUUCUCCGUGGCCUGCUCAGGCAGAGGGACAACUUUGAGCUGAAGACAAAUCAGGCAGAAAUGAACAGUGGUGGACAGUAACUGCAGUACAUUCACUCAUGUGCGUUACUUAUGUUCAAAUAUGAGAUACUUUUACUUGAGUCUUUUCCUCUUAUGUUACUUUCUACUUAUACUCCGCUACAUCUAAGAGGAAAAAUACUUUUUACUCCCUCACAAA
Molecule: messenger RNA, 1411 nt
Organism: Etheostoma cragini (Arkansas darter)
Lineage: Eukaryota; Metazoa; Chordata; Actinopteri; Perciformes; Percidae
Exons: 3
Coding region: 55-1275 (406 amino acids)
Source: RefSeq, a predicted model, not a curated record